AUGGUGGGACCCUUUGUGCGCUACCCUCUCAAAACUACCUGUAUAAUUGUAUCUAUUCCACAGUUGAUCUUGUCGCGGAUUAUUACUUUCGUUUCUGGCGCGUGUAGUUUGUCUCUGUGCGCAAUGCAUUUUACCGGAAACGCUUUUGCCCGAACUAUAUUGCACCUUGACCUAUGCCUUCUUGUCUUCCAGGUCUCGGCCUUAUCUUCUCACCCGUACGGAUGUCGAGUUAUUCAGCGAAUUUUGGAGCACUGCAUGCCCGAACAGACACGACGCAUUCUUGAUGAGUUGCACAAGAGUGUCGACAGCCUGGUUAGGGACCAGUAUGGCAACUACGUUGUUCAGCAUGUGCUGGAGCAUGGUUCACAGGAGGACAAAUCGCGAAUCAUUAACGGCCUCCGUGGACGCGUGCCAGUUCUCUCUUCGCACAAAUUCGCCUCCAACGUGAUGGAGAAGGCGAUUGCCAAUGCCACGCCAACUGAACGUGUGGCCCUAAUCAACGAAGUACUUCAGACUCCUGCCUCGCCACCACAGCCACACGCUGCAUCCGGAACUGCUGUCGGAGCAGCAUCUGCGUCGGCGCCAAUUCUGAUUGGCGGCGGCGGCGGCAGCAGCACCACUAAUGAUGAUGGAUCAACUCCCUCCGUCCUCGUGGACAUGAUGAAGGACCAGUACGCCAAUUACGUAGUCCAGCGUAUGCUGGAAUUGGCCGAGCCACAGCAGCGUCGUUUGCUCAUCAGCCGCAUUCGACCGCUUCAGAACACACUGCGCAAGUACAACUAUGGCAAGCACAUAAUCACAAAGUUGGAAAAGUACAGCGGAAGUGGCGGUACUGGUGGGUGUAAGGGUCCCUCAGUUGGCGUGACU
This is a messenger RNA of Dibothriocephalus latus, 867 nucleotides long. Lineage: Eukaryota; Metazoa; Platyhelminthes; Cestoda; Diphyllobothriidea; Diphyllobothriidae. The record is from the annotation of a GenBank genome assembly.